GACGUCUCCAUCCGGGGACGUGACACGCACUCGUUCUCUAAUCAUGGCGGCGUCAGCUAAGAAGAACAAGAAGAAGGGAAAGACCCUUACCCUGACUGACUUCUUAGCAGAGGACAGUGGUGGGAGUGCUCCCUCCAGCUACCCGCCCCCCAAGCCCACCAGCUGGGCAGACGAAACAGAUGACCUGGAGGGAGAUGCAGUAACCACGUCCUGGCACACGGAGGAUGACGUGUAUCGCGCACCCCCCAUUGACCGCUCCAUCCUUCCAACGGCGCCACGCGCAGCCCGCGAGCCCAACAUCGACCGCUCCCGUCUGCCCCGCAACCCCCCCUACACCGCCUUCCUAGGCAACCUGCCCUAUGAUGUUACCGAGGACUCCAUUAAGGAUUUCUUCCGGGGCCUCAGUAUCAGUGCGGUUCGUCUCCCGCGGGAGCCCAGUAACCCAGAGAGACUGAAGGGCUUCGGCUACGCAGAGUUUGACGAUGUGGAGUCUCUUCUGCGGGCCCUCAGUCUCAACGAGGAGAACUUGGGGAAUCGCAGGAUCCGUGUGGACAUUGCAGAUCAGUCCAAUGAGAAAGAGAGGGAUGACCGGUCCACAAUGGGGCGGGACCGCAACCGUGGCGGUGACUUGGGACCUGACAAGACCGACUCGGACUGGCGGGCGAGGCCGAGCACCGACACGGACGAAGGACCGCGCCGAGAUGACUCGUAUGCAGAACGGUCCAGAGAUCGUUACAAGUCAGACCGGUACCGCGACGGUCCACGGCGGGACAACGAUCGCUACGACAGCGGCAGAGACAGAUAUCGGGACCGCUACGAUGAUCGCAGAGACUACGACAGAGCUGGCUACGAAUCGCGCAGCACGGGGCGGCGGCAGUUCGGCAGUGGCUUCCCCCGCGACUAUGACGACCGGCGGGACGACUACCGGGGCAGCGGUGACCGUUACGGAGAUCGCUACGGAGACCGGGAUGACAGAUACGAGAGACGAGAGGAGAGGCGCGAGGACCGAGGCCCCCCUCAGAGGCCCAAGCUGAACCUGAAGCCACGCAGCGUCCCCAAAGACGAGGAGGCGGGCAGCUCCCCCACCACUCCGUCCAGCCGCAGCGCCUCCAUCUUUGGCGGGGCCAAGCCCGUGGACACGGCCGCGAAGGAGAGGGAGGUGGAGGAGAGGCUGAAGAGAGAGCAAGAGAGGCUACAGAGACAGCUGGAUGAGGAGAAGGGCAGAGGGCCUGAACGCAAGCCAAGAGAGAGGCAUCCCAGCUGGCGAAGCGAGGACCAGGCCACAGAGCGCUCCCGCACAGGAAGUGAGUCGUCGCAACCAGGAACUACUACAAGCAGAGGCUCCAGGCGCCGGGAGAGCGAGCGCUCGCUGGACAACGAGGUGUUUGGCGGCUGCGACGAGGAGCCGCCCUCUCCGAGCAGUCAUGCCCCCUCUCCCAGGCAGGAAGGGCUCCCACUGAAGGUGGUUCCGGCCCCGCCUCCCAAGGAGAACGCCUGGGUGAAGAGGAGUGCCAUGAGUGGGGGCUCCAGCGAGAGCGAGGCCAAGCCUGCCGUCUCCCCCACCAGCGCUGCCCCGGCCAAAAGCUCUACAAGCUCAGCCGAUGAAAGAGUUCCCCAGAAAGGUAAAGAUGAGAACAAGGCAGACGGUGUGCAUCGGGACAGGGGCCCCUCACGGGGCCGUGGUGGGGCCUCGGGUCCUGGAGCAGGGAGAGGCCGUGGGGACGCCUCCAGCCGAGACCGGCGGAAGGAAACAGACAGAAAGGACGUCAGAAGAGAGCGAGAUCUCAGACCAGCACCAGAGCCAAAGAAAUAUGAGGAAUCUCCCAGUCCUAAAUUCAGCUCGGCCAGUAAAUACGCAGCCUUGCUAAUGGAUGGCGACCAGGGAGAAGACGUUGAGGAAAGAGAUUGAGUGGUAGACGGACGGACUGCACUGAAGACGGUCAAAAAUGAAAUCUGAAUGAAUUCUCCAGCUUCCCCACCCCACCCCACCCCCCUUUCCCAUGCAACACUGAAGGUCCCAGCUCUACUCCAUUAAAGCGACAUCCUUGCCCAAGAGCUUCCUUUUCCAGGACUGAAAGGAAGCGAGUGUGGGGAAAAUAUCGGACUCAUUUUUGAAAUAAGCGGACAUGUGGGAAGUUGGAUAAAAUGAUCAUGACGACUAAUAAAGAAGUGGGCUUCAAAAGAGAGACAAUCUGAUGGCGUUGUUGCGGUCACUUCCGCGUACGUGGCACCUCGCGUGCAUAUCUAGUUGUAGCUUAACAAAGUGGAGAGUGCCACAAGGUAGGUUUCAUACCAAAGUUGGGUGUCUAGUUGCAAAGGGUUUUUGCUUGUUUUCCUUUACUCACAGGACCGCGUCAGAAAACCUUGUGGCGGUCCUAGCUGACUUCGUGUCUUAAACCAUAGCGUACUAUCAUAUGAGGCUUGUAUCAGGGAUGACUUCCUACUACUUGGGUGCCAGAAAGCAAACAUUUCCCACCACAUGCAAAUCAGUUUUUGCAAACUCCAUCAUGGCAACUUUUUUUCUUUUUUUGGUCCACCUGGCACGUUUCAUCUUGCUGAUCCGUUCAUUCUUGCGGACAAGUUUAUUGAGCUACCUCUGUGGCCUGAUGUGCCGUCAGAACAAACGUUUUGUAUCAAAAGCCUCACAUUCAAAUGGGAUGUUCCUUUGCCCAGUAUAUUCUGCUGAUUCAGACGUUGGUGACCUAAAUUGCUUUUUGAAUCACUCAGUGCCCUUUGUGUGCGUUCUGAAUAAAGGUUUUAAUAACAGUUAUAAAGUCUGUA
Molecule: messenger RNA, 2781 nt
Organism: Electrophorus electricus (electric eel)
Lineage: Eukaryota; Metazoa; Chordata; Actinopteri; Gymnotiformes; Gymnotidae
Gene: eif4ba
Product: eukaryotic translation initiation factor 4Ba
Molecular function (GO): RNA binding
Source: RefSeq, a predicted model, not a curated record